Folsomia candida is the source of this 3663-nucleotide messenger RNA. Its product is annotated as ADP-ribosylation factor-like protein 4C. The record is from RefSeq and is a predicted model, not a curated record. Gene Ontology annotation, cellular component: cytoplasm. Gene Ontology annotation, molecular function: GTPase activity; GTP binding. The transcript is spliced from 6 exons. Gene Ontology annotation, biological process: intracellular protein transport; vesicle-mediated transport. The coding region runs from base 1617 to 2219 and encodes 200 amino acids. NCBI's taxonomy places the organism in Eukaryota, Metazoa, Arthropoda, Collembola, Entomobryomorpha, Isotomidae.
GUUUGGUUUUGGUUGUUGGGCCGAUAGCAUUGGUUGUAACGUUGCUGCCUAAACCCAACCCUGCCAGUCGUCGUCGUCGUCGUCCCCCAUUCAAAUUAUUAUACAUCAAAGGUAUUUCUUUUUGUCCGUGGUGUGGUGAAUGCUAUUCAACAAAAAAGAGGGAUAGUUUGGGCAGGUAGCUGAGCUAUGUAGUCAUACACUGAGGACUGACGGAGGUGAAAGAAGCUGCUAAAGGGAUGGAGUCAGUUAAAUUUCACCAAUUUAACUGACAGGAAAGAAUACUUGAACUGAUUUUGGAACUCUGGUUGAUGGUGACGGAUAAGCAAAUAGUAAAGUGAUCUGUGUGUGUACAUUCAUCAUGUAAAAGGAUACAUUAGGAAAGUCAACACCAGUUUAAGUGGUGGUGAAUGAGUGAGAAAUUGCAGUAAAAUUGUGUUCAUCAACCUUUUCCCCGUUCCUCGUCCCACUACUCGACAGUAAUAUCAAUAACAGUCAAAUUGAUGUGGCAAUAGGGGAAACAAAUUAUUAUAAAACCAUCGCAAAUAUUGUUGAUCGAUGUACUAACUGAUGUCUGAAUUCUGAUGUGUAACGGAGGAUGAUGGUCAACAAAAAUCAGUCCAUCUUUUGAAUCCCAAAACACUGCAAUUGAGACCAGAUAUUAAAAACCAAUUAAAAAAGACAAUAAUUGUGUGGUCCGUUUACAUAAUUCGUUACGCACAGGCAUAAUUUUACCCUGCUGGAUCUCACUGUGAUUACUAUACUACAAUAUAUAUAAAUUUUUUGUGCAAUUUUCCAAUAUUGUGUGGUCUCACAUAGCGAAAAAUAACUGAUUGUACCUAUAACACAGGAGAUUUUUAUAAUAACCAAGCUUCAAAAUAGAGAGAUUCAACUACGAGUCAAAUUAUAAUUGCCAAUAAAUUGUGUAAAUUGAUUAUGAUCAUUUCAUGUCUAGAGUGAAAGUGUGUACUGAAAAUCUGCCAUAAAUGACAUUCGUGAAUGCCUACACACACCUUCUUAAUUUGGAAUUAAGGAAAUGACCAUCUUUAAUGUCGUAAAUUUCAAUACAAUAAUCUCCAAAUUGACGUAGUUUUUUUUCACUCCAAUGCAAUUAACUACUAGAUCUCAAAUUUUGACUAAGCAUUAUUUUCGUACAUUAUUGAAAUAACUCGACUACUACAACACAGCGUCUACUAAAAAUUGCUAAAAGUAUUCGCACGUUACAGCAUUUUUUUUAAAUCAGUGGGUGACGGAAGACGGAGGACUCGUUAGUAAUCGCGAUGUGAUGUGAGCAGUUAUAAAAAUAAAUAAGCAACCAACGUCUCCAUUUAUUUGGAGUGGCCUGAAGAAUCAUAAUUGUUCAAAAUUGCCAUUGAUGCUAUUUCCCUUCCCUCAAACGAAACAGGAAAGGGAAACGGUUCAGGGGUUCGCUUGUGCGUUUUUGCGAGUAGUGUCUGUAGUACUAUUACCAUCAGUUCAACAGUGUGAAUUCAUAUUUAUGAAGAAUGGAAAACUUGUUUGCAGAAAAGCUCAUCAAAUAAAUCAUAAAUGUGUGGACGCGUAAAUGUAUAAAAAGAAGUUAAAUAAAUUGUGACGAGACUAUCGCUUUUUUCUAAAUAAUGGGAGCCAACUUGGCAAAAGGGGGAAAUGCAUUUUUGGAUGCUUUACCUGGCACUCAAAGUCCCCACCACGUCGUAAUGGUUGGACUUGAUUCCGCAGGAAAAACCACUGCUUUAUACCGUCUCAAAUUGGACUCGUAUUUAAAUACCGUACCGACGAUAGGUUUCAAUUGUGAACGUGUCAAAGGGACACGAGGAAAGUCGAAAAACGUAAACUUUGUGGUGUGGGAUGUGGGGGGCCAGGAGAAAUUGCGACCCUUGUGGAGAUCCUACACGCGACACACGGACGCAAUAAUUUUUGUACUAGACUCGUUAGACUUGGAGAGAUUCGAGGAGGCCAAGGUCGAGUUGGUCAGAACGGUCCGCUCUCACGACAAUCUCGGAGUCCCACUCCUUCUGCUCGCCAAUAAACAGGAUUUGCCCGGAGCCAAAGAACCUCAUGAAAUUGAAAGCCUACUACAGCUUAGGGAAACUCUGCCACACAACAGUCUGUAUCAUGUACAACCAGCCUGCGCCAUAACUGGCGAAGGGCUGGAUGAAGGAGUCGAAGUUUUAUACGAGAUGAUUUUGAAGAGAAGAAAGUUGAGGAAAAAGAAGAAAUAAUUUAGUUCUAGCCCUUAAUAAAUAUAAAUCAAUUACAUAUUAGUGUUUUCUAAUCAUUCGAAAAAGUUGGGUUAAUAGGCAAGCGAGCAAUCGACUUGCAAAAUCUUUACAAACUAAAUUAAGCUAAAUAUUAAGUUACUACUAACUUUUUCCUUACUUACUACGAAGGAAGAUUGACAAGCUCUUCUUUUCUGUCAGACCUUUAAGCAGGAAGGAAAUACAUGAAAUUAUUAUUAUCUCCCAAUACUUAUAUAAUGGCUAGUGGCAGCUACUACGUACAUUUAUACUGCAAAAUAUGUACAACCAUUUUUCGAUUGAUAUUUAACUUUCCGGUUCAGUAGCAUCUCAUUUUUUGUACUUUUUCUCUAGCACUCCCGAAACAAGUUUAUCUCAAAGGGCAAUGCAGAUGUACAUAAAUAAACUGAUAUUACAUUCAAAGUAAUUUAUGCGUUCUUUUGUUGACGAUCACUCGAUUUAGAGUGUACAUAUUUAAUCAUUAUCAGAAAUGUGAACUAACUGGUCAUUGCUAACUGGGAGAAUAAUUUUAAUGUUAUACACAUGUAUUUUACACAUUAUGCAAAAAAUAAUUGACAGACUGCUUAUAAAUAAGUUAUCUAUUGUUAAGUAAUAUUGUUACACUACGCGGCCGAAUUUAUGUUAGAUGCUGCCUUAUUUCAAUUAUUAAUCAAUUGAUCAAGUUUGGUAGAUAUUUAAAGACAAUCACCUAUAUAUUUUGUGGUAUUGGUCGAAACGUAUCGACCGUUGAACCGGAAUGAUUAGUUAAUUAAUUUAUUCUUCGCUACAUAUAACUGUUAAGAAGAAUGAAGGUAUGAUGAUGAAACUGUACGGACAAUCCCACUGACGAGUCAUCUAUAAUCCUAAUAAACCAAAGGAUGAGUGAGAGAGCUAGAUAUCAUCAUCCCACUUAUGGAACAUCUCAAAAGAACAAAUGGUGAAUGUGCUGGAGAGAAGAAACCUUACCAAGUAUGUAUCAUGUAUUUAACUAAUGAUAGUUAAUAAUAAAUUAAAAUGUUAAUUUUCUAGACUGUGUUCUUAGGAGUAAUAGAUACAUGCAUACAAAGAUACUUUUGUUACAAGUACGUACUUAAUAAGUAUAAGAUGAGAGGGACUCAUGAUUUAUAUGCUUUUGGAUAAAAUGGACGGAAACUACUUGUAUUUAGGGAGUGAUGAUACUACUAGGAAUUUGAUGAGCUCGACAAUUGAUUGAUAAUGAUACCUCUCAUAGAUUUAUGUGAAAUAUAAAAAGUAAAUGAACUAUAGAAUACCGAGAGAUUUUUUGGAUAUUAAUCCCAACCAAAAAGUUGGAUUAUUGUUUCUAUUUAAAUAUGUGUCUUCAAAUUAGUCGACCUCAACGUGAGAGAAACCGUGUUACGCUAAUAAAUCAGCGAAUGAUAAAAUAUAAUAAAUAUUUAUCGUAUUUCGA